AAUUCAAUUGCUUGCUGUCGAAAUUUGCAUAAUAUUAUUACAUACACUACACAAGUAAACAUUCUCUGAAAAUGUCAUUGCAACAAGCUUUGGAUGAUUGCCUCAUCGACUUCGACAGACGUGUGCUGGUCACCGAUUUGCUGGAGGAGUACAAAUUGACGUACAAAGAGGCGCACGAUAAGCUUGAGGCGCAUAUUAAACAGCAGGAAAAGUCGAGUGCUAUCAAAUACGAGAAACGCUUUGUGGUGCAUGGCACACUGGCAAACGAUGAGGGCGAGCUGUAUACGAUUGUGCAAGGCGAUGACAAAUUAAGGGAAUGGCUAGGCAAAUUGGAAAACUCGCAAUACCACCUGUAUUCCGUGGAGGUGGCUGGCGGCUCCAAGAGUGCUGCGCCCAUUUUCAAACCCAUGCAGCAUAUGGAGGUGAAGCUGGCAAAGGUGGACCAGCGGUCAGGCGUUAAACCAUUAACUAAUGGCGUUAGCAAUGGUGUUCAUAAGCCAGUAGAGACUCCAAAGCCCGCCAACAUCAAGGAAGAGCCCUCAAAGGCUGAGGAGCAGAAGAAAACGCCACCAAGCGAUCAAAAGGGUAAAGCGAAGUCAACAACAGCGACAGCGAAGAAGGGCAGCAUCGGCAGCUUCUUUGCCGCAGCUCCAGCUGCCAAAUCGCAGCCAGCCAAGGAAACAAAAGCAGCUGCAGCCAAGCCAGCGGCGGGCGGCAUGGACAACUUCUUUAAGAAGCAACCAAAGGCGAGCAGUAGUCAGACCAGUAGCGCACCGAAGGAAGCAUCGCCCGAACAGAAGAAUAACUCCGUUCAGCUGUUUGCUGAGGAAAGCGAAGCCUCGUCUGAUGAGGAGGAAAAACUGGACAAGCUGCGACGCUCUGUGAUUGGUUCAGGCGACGAGUCAGACGAGACGGACGCAAAGCAGAGAGCAAGCAGCAAGCGUCGUCGCAUUGUCGACUCCGAUGAUGAGGAGCAGCCACAAAAGAAAUCAGCCGAGAAGGAAAAGCCGCAGCAGGCGGAGGAGAAGUUGGCGCAGGCAGAGGAGGAGCCAAUGGAUGUGGAGGCGGCAACAAAUGAAACAUUUCUGGAUGAUGAUGGCUUUGUCAUAACGGUAAAGGCCAAGAAACCAAAGCAACCAGUUCAGAAAAAGGCAGCGACUGCAGCAGCUGCGCCAGCUACAAAGAAAAAAUCACCGCCGGCAGCUGGAAAAGGCGCAAAGGAGACACCCAAAGUGAAGCAGGGCAGCAUUACGAGCUUCUUCGCCAAAAAGUGAAUAAUCGAACAGCUAAUUGUAGGGCUUCAUUAAAUGUUUAGUUUAAGAACAA
This is a messenger RNA of Drosophila navojoa, 1326 nucleotides long. RefSeq names its product DNA polymerase delta subunit 3 (gene PolD3). Gene Ontology annotation, cellular component: delta DNA polymerase complex; nucleus. NCBI's taxonomy places the organism in Eukaryota, Metazoa, Arthropoda, Insecta, Diptera, Drosophilidae. The record is from RefSeq and is a predicted model, not a curated record. Gene Ontology annotation, molecular function: DNA-directed DNA polymerase activity. Gene Ontology annotation, biological process: nucleotide-excision repair, DNA gap filling; DNA replication; DNA strand elongation involved in DNA replication.